Syngnathus typhle (broad-nosed pipefish) is the source of this 2795-nucleotide messenger RNA. RefSeq names its product metallophosphoesterase domain containing 2a (gene mpped2a). The coding region runs from base 563 to 1432 and encodes 289 amino acids. Gene Ontology annotation, molecular function: hydrolase activity. The record is from RefSeq and is a predicted model, not a curated record. The transcript is spliced from 7 exons. NCBI's taxonomy places the organism in Eukaryota, Metazoa, Chordata, Actinopteri, Syngnathiformes, Syngnathidae.
GCCGGUGUGGGCGCGCGCACGGGAGGUGGCUGGGGGUUGUGCUCGCUCCUGCUCUCUCUGCUCUCUGACCCCAGUGGCAACUGCGAUUCACUACAACUCUGCACCGUCGGUGGGAGGCUGCUCCCUCUGACUCCCUCUCCCCUCCCGCUUGUCUGUCAGCGUCUCUCGUCCGCCUCCCCCUCGCUUUCUUGUCUGGUUUCUUUGCACAGAAGCCAGCAGAGGUCCCACCGGGUCGAAGGUUCUGCCCUACCUGCAACCAUACCCCUGCCAACCCGGAUCGCUCGCUCAGCUCUACCCCCGCCUGCUCUCCUCGGCUGCCUGCCGCAUGGACCCUUGUCUCUCCACCGCGUAGAGGGCGACCCCGACCCGACUCUCUACCUCCGACUUGACCCAAAAACCGCACAAAACCCUGCACGACGAAGCCGGCAGAGUGCUGAGUGGGUGAGGCGGGUGUUUGCUGACUUCCUUGGCUUUUUCUGAGCCGCUCCAAAGGAUGUCCGCUGCACGCAUCGCUGCUGAAUCCCGCUGAACAAACGGCGUCUCAUGUCCACGCGUCGGAAGGAUGGCUCAUGGCAAAGUGACCAUCACGGUGGAUGAGUACAGCUCCAACCCGACACAGGCCUUCACCCACUACAACAUCAACCAGAGCCGCUUCCAACCGCCACACGUCCACAUGGUGGAUCCGAUUCCCUAUGACACUCCCAAACCAGCCGGCCACACCAGAUUUGUGUGCGUAUCCGACACGCACUCGCGUACAGACGGCAUCCAGAUGCCCUACGGCGACGUGCUGCUUCACAUGGGCGACUUCACGGAGCUGGGCCUCCCUUCCGAGGUCAAGAAGUUCAACGACUGGCUAGGUGGCCUUCCUUACGAGUUUAAGGUGGUAAUCGCCGGGAAUCACGAGUUGACCUUUGACAAGGACUUUAUGGCUGAGCUGGUCAAGCAGGAUUACUACCGAUUCCCCUCGGUCUCCAAACUCAAACCGGAGGACUUUGACAAUGUCCAGUCGCUCCUUACAAACUGUGUCUACCUGCAGGACUCGGAUGUCACCAUCAAGGGAUUCCGGAUAUACGGCACACCCUGGUCUCCGUGGUUCAACGGCUGGGGCUUCAAUCUGCCCCGGGGUCAGUCCCUGCUGGAUAAAUGGAACCUGGUCCCAGAAGGCAUCGACAUCCUGAUGACCCACGGCCCGCCGCUGGGUUUCCGAGACUGGGUUCCUAAGGAGCUGCAGCGGGUCGGCUGCGUGGAGCUGCUCAACACGGUCCAGAAGAGGGUGCGACCCAAAUUGCACGCCUUUGGCGGCAUACAUGAAGGCUACGGCAUCAUGACGGACGGUUACACGACGUUCAUUAACGCGUCCACCUGCACCGUCAGCUUCCAGCCCACCAACCCUCCCAUCGUCUUCGACCUGCCCAAUCCGUCCAGCUCCUGAGACCACAGCAAAGGGGGGGCGGGGCUUGGAGGUGAGAAUUGUUUUUUCUACAAAUGUCAAUUAAAAAAAAAAAAAAAAAAAAAAUGUGUCUUUGCAAACUGUUGGUCCUCUCCAAGAAUUUUUGGAGAUGUGUCGGGUCAAACUUGAAGGAGAAUAUCGGUGUUGGUCUCUUUUUUGAUCUGUGAUUGUAUUUCCCACACAAAAUCAACAUGUGUGGAAGUUUUCAACUCGAGACUUCACUUGCCUUUUUUUUUCAGGGGGGGUGUCAAUUAUGAGCCACUUUUUUUGUCAUCCCACAGACUUCCCUUUUCAUCUCAGAGCUGCAUCUUGCUUUUUCUUUUUGACUGCAGGGAGAAAAAUGUCUGUACCACCACUGACAAAAAAAAAAAAUGCAGAACACCGGUAUUCUCCUUUUCCCGGGGGAUUUUGUGAUUAAACAAUCUUGCUCUUGAUAAAUAUCGGUCAGAUCUGUAAGAUAAAUCAUGCUUUGUGAAUUUGUACAAUUUCUUUGUUUGGUUGACCGAACAACGGAUGCCAUCAAUGUUUUGCUCUUGUAUCAUCCAUUUUUGUCUUUUAGUUUUGAUUUUUUUUUUGUUAGUUUUUCUCGUCAGUUGCGCUUUUCUUAUUGGCUGACAGGGACACUGCCUUAAACUAGCUUUAAUGUUCUCAGCUAGAGCUCCACUCUUUCUUUCUGCAAAAAUCAGAGAGAGAGAGGGAAGAAAAAAGUCCUUAUUUAUUGUCCGACUUUCCCGCUAGACAACACGGAACUCGCGAAGGGACCGAAAGCUAUUAAAUUACAGCCCAAACGUUUACUUUAGAUUCCAUCCUAUUCGAUGACUCCUAAUUUGGAAAGUUUAUGUAUAAAAAAAUAUAUAUAUUAUAUAUACAUGUUGUAAAAUUUCUGUACUAAAAGUUGUGUUUAACGAGGGUGAAGGAAGGGUGAGCGGUCUCUUUUUCUUUUUUUUUUUUUCGUUCCACAGGGUUUUUGUUUUGUUUUUACGUCUCGGUCAUUUUGGAUGAGAGGAAACGUUUGGCUGUCACAAUCCAUCAGGUGCUUUUGAUUGCCUGCCUAAACAUGCUUAUGUUUCAAGUGUCAUUCGGAUAGUAUUUUUAUUUUAUUGCUUUGUUUUCUUUCUAAUUUUGCACUGUGUGUAAAUGCAAUCUUGCUAGCACAAAAAAAAAAAAUGUUGCCAAUAGUAGUUUUGACUUUGCUGCUGUAAAUGCUCUUUUCGUGCUUUUAUUCCUUCCCUUCUCUUUGGCUCUCUCUGAUUGUAUGGAAAUGUUAGUCCUCUCUUUUCUGUUCAUUGUGAUAUAUUUAGCUGCCUUUAUAUGCAAAUAAAAUUGCAGAUUUUUACUUAUGAAA